Dovyalis caffra is the source of this 1056-nucleotide messenger RNA. The record is from the annotation of a GenBank genome assembly. Lineage: Eukaryota; Viridiplantae; Streptophyta; Magnoliopsida; Malpighiales; Salicaceae.
AUGGGAUCUAGUAAUGAGUUUUAUUCUGGAGAGUUCAAUUUGGAAGCCAAGUGGCUCAUUGAUCCAAAGCUUCUAUUUGUUGGGCCAAAGAUUGGAGAAGGUGCUCAUGCUAAAGUAUAUGAAGGAAAGUACAAGAAUCAAAAUGUUGCUAUUAAAAUUGUAAAUGGAGGAGAAACCCCAGAAGAGAUUGCCAAGAGAGAAGCACGGUUUGCAAGAGAGGUUGCUAUGUUAUCUAGAGUUCAACACAAAAAUCUAGUGAAGUUUAUUGGUGCUUGCAAGGAGCCUGUCAUGGUGAUAGUAACUGAGCUUCUUUUAGGCGGGACAUUGCGCAAAUACUUGCUGAACAUGCGACCAAGGUGCUUGGACAUGUGUGUGGCUGUUGGGUUUGCUCUUGAUAUUGCUCGUGCUAUGGAAUGCUUACACGCCCAUGGGAUCAUUCAUCGUGACCUAAAACCUGAGAACUUGAUCUUGACUGUGGACCAUAAAACAGUUAAACUUGCAGAUUUUGGUUUAGCCAGAGAAGAGUCAUUAACAGAGAUGAUGACUGCUGAAACAGGAACAUACCGGUGGAUGGCUCCAGAGCUUUACAGCACAGUCACAUUAAGGCAUGGUGAGAAGAAACACUAUAAUCACAAGGUGGAUGCUUAUAGCUUUGCGAUUGUGUUGUGGGAGCUCAUCCAUAAUAAAUUGCCUUUUGAAGGCAUGUCAAAUCUACAGGCAGCAUAUGCAGCUGCUUUUAAGAAUGUGAGGCCCAGUGCUGAGAACCUUCCAGAGGAUUUGGCUUUGAUUGUGACCUCAUGUUGGAAAGAAGAUCCAAAUGCUCGGCCCAACUUCAGCCAAAUUAUACAGAUGCUCCUGCAUUACCUUUCUACCAUUUCAGCACCAGAGCCUGUCAUCCCUGCUAGGAUAUUCACAUCUGAGAAUGCGGUUUUGCCACCAGAGUCUCCUGGUACAAGUUCCUUAAUGGCUGUAAGAGAUGACUCAGGGGAAACCCCGAGAACCCAGAUAGAAGACAAGCCAAGAGGUUUCUUUUUCUGCUUUAACCAGUGUUACUGA